ACGUCAAACAGGUACAGAUGUCAAGUAUGGGGAUGAGACUUUUUUUUUCGCCAGCAAAUUUGUGUCUGACUCGUCCGGGUUUUUUUUGUAGUGUAUUCCCGUGUGUGUUUUGUGGACCAUUUUGAGGGGUGCCGCACCGUGUAACAGACUGUAGCCUGGAGAAUCGUUUUCCACCGGGCCUCAAUCGAGCAGCAGGGCUGUGAAAGUGCCGAGACACCUACUUGCCUCCUCCCUUACACCUUGCGGUUGCGGUUGUCCUGUGUUGACACCGUACGUGUGCACAAAAACACAGCAGCAGCAGCAGCAGCAGUGCGAAUAAUGGGUGGACUGUUUAGCUACUUCCGGGGGUUGCUGGGGAGCCGGGAGAUGCGGAUACUGAUACUCGGGCUGGACGGCGCCGGCAAGACGACGAUACUGUACCGGCUGCAGGUGGGCGAGGUCGUGACCACAAUACCGACGAUCGGCUUCAACGUGGAGCAGGUGACGUACAAAAACCUUAAAUUCCAAGUGUGGGACCUCGGCGGACAGACCAGCAUACGACCCUAUUGGCGUUGUUAUUACAGCAACACAGACGCCAUCAUCUAUGUGGUGGAUUCCGCCGAUAAGGAUAGGAUAGGCAUAUCAAAAGAUGAGCUACUCUACAUGUUAAGGGAAGACGAACUUGCCGGAGCAAUACUGGUCGUGCUGGCCAACAAGCAGGACAUGGAGGGGUGCAUGAGCGUGGCGGAGGUGCACCAAGCGCUCGGGCUGGAAGCGCUGAAAAACCGAACGUUCCAAAUAUUCAAAACAUCCGCCACCAAAGGGGAAGGCCUCGACCAGGCGAUGGACUGGCUGUCGAACGCGUUACAGGCGCGGAAAUAGCUCCGGCAACAGCAGCUGGACCCCGUUUUUUCCCAUUUUUUCCUUCGCCCCAAACGCUACCUAAACCCCCUGUUCCCUUUCACUCCCCCUCUAUUAUCAUUCUUACCUGCCCACUGACGCUGCCGGUUCGCUGCAGGAUGGUGCGUUUCGCCAUCAACGGCCUCGUGGCGUGCGGCGUGUGAACGAUGUGUGUAGCUCGUAAGUUUUUCGUGAGCAAGAUGCAGUGCGCGAUUUCUGUUGUAGAUUAGAGAUUGGGGGUUAUUACACUUUGCCCCCUUCCAGCGACCUUCGGAUCCCUUUCUAUGCAAGAUUACUUUAGACGACGCGAUGCGCGACAAACACAUUAGAUACGCGCUAUGGCAUACAUAUAUACAUUACCGAGAGAUGGGACAGCCCAACCGUUUGCUUUCCAAGCCACACACACCCACGAAAAAAGCUUUCCUUUUGUCCCAUGCUGCUGGGUGUUAAUAUACUUUCCUGUUCGUUUCCCCUAGCAACAGGCGAGGGCAAAUUCCCGCUUUAUAUGCGCAACACGGUUCGCUUCAAAAUGGAGCAGGUGCAUCAUCGCCGCUUGCUCUUCAGACCAUUCUUGCAAUAUGCUUUUACCGGACGACGAUCCCGAAUCAGCACCAUUUGCCAGUUUCCUUUGCUCCCCUUCCAGUCACAGUCAGUCAUUAGAAUUGACAAAAAUCGGCGUUUAACGGUGGUGGCAGCAGCGGAACGGACAACGGAACGAAAAUGAGCGCGCGCGCGUUUAGAUUGAAAAGCAUUAAUUUUAUAUUUAAAAAGAAAAAAGUAUGUACCAUUAAACAAAUAUUAUACAAGACGGAUUUAAGUUCACAAGUGAA
Anopheles coluzzii is the source of this 1709-nucleotide messenger RNA. It is a transcript of the gene Arl1, whose product is annotated as ADP-ribosylation factor-like protein 1. Gene Ontology annotation, cellular component: Golgi apparatus; cytoplasm. The record is from RefSeq and is a predicted model, not a curated record. Gene Ontology annotation, biological process: intracellular protein transport; vesicle-mediated transport. Bases 319 to 861 code for a protein of 180 amino acids. Gene Ontology annotation, molecular function: GTPase activity; GTP binding. The transcript is spliced from 4 exons. Lineage: Eukaryota; Metazoa; Arthropoda; Insecta; Diptera; Culicidae.